UCAGCAGAAAGCGCGUAAAAAACAGAGUCCAAGUUUGUUGUUUAGAGUCAUGCCCCUGGUAAUGAGCAAUGCGUAAAAAACAGAGUCCAAGUCAGAAAUGUGUAGUGUAGAGAAUCUUCUCUCUCUCUCUCUCUCUCUCUCUAAAAUAAGAUUCAGUUCCCUCUCAUGAAAGGAAUUGCAGCUCAAUUUCCCUUGUUUGUUACUGAAAGGUGCAUGUUUUAAGACGCGUUGAGCGUUUAACAGUUCUGACUUUGCUUAGCUUUGUGAAAGUACCACCAUCCUCCGUAGCCCUUUAGAUCUUAGGUGGGGGUUUGUGUAUUUAAGUGGGCUCUGAGUCUCCUCUUUCUCCCAAGGUGGUGGUGACCUCUCUUCUCUAUUCUGAGGAGUUUGAUUGGUGGUCCAACCUUUUUCUAGUCUUUUUUCCUUAGGGUUCUGAUUUCCUCAAGUCCCAGUUGGUGAUUGAGAAGAGAACCAGAACCAAGUGAUCGUGGACGUUCAAGGCAUUUGAUUCAUGCUACAUACUGGACCUCUGCCUCUGCUCUGUUUUCUCUCUCCAUAUGCUUCAGAUUUCUGGACAAAAUGGUGAAGAUUUGUUGCAUCGGAGCUGGCUAUGUCGGGGGUCCUACCAUGGCAGUCAUUGCUCUCAAGUGCCCCUCGGUUGAGGUAGCUGUGGUUGACAUCUCGGAGGCCCGGAUCAAAGCCUGGAACAGUGACCAGCUCCCAAUAUAUGAGCCUGGCCUUGAAGAAGUGGUGAAGCAGUGCCGAGGAAAGAAUCUCUUCUUCAGCUCGUCCGUGGAGAAACAUGUCUCUGAGGCCGACAUAAUCUUUGUUUCUGUCAACACCCCAACCAAAACUCGGGGCCUUGGAGCUGGCAAAGCUGCGGAUUUGACAUACUGGGAGAGCGCAGCGAGGAUGAUUGCUGAUGUGUCAAAGUCUGAUAAGAUUGUUGUGGAAAAGUCGACCGUCCCAGUCAAAACAGCCGAGGCCAUUGAGAAAAUUCUAACCCACAAUAGCAAGGGGAUCAGCUUUCAGAUUUUGUCAAACCCAGAAUUUCUCGCUGAAGGGACAGCCAUUCAGGAUCUCCUCAGCCCGGACCGAGUCCUCAUCGGAGGGAGGGAAACCCCUGGAGGCAGCAAGGCUAUAAAAGCACUGAAAGAUGUUUAUGCUCAGUGGGUUCCUGAAGACAGGAUCAUAACGGCCAAUCUGUGGUCGGCUGAACUCUCAAAGCUAGCUGCCAAUGCCUUCUUGGCCCAGAGGAUCUCAUCUGUUAAUGCCAUGUCGGCUCUUUGUGAGGCCACAGGAGCUGAUGUUUCACAAGUUUCCCAUGCUAUCGGAAAGGAUACGAGGAUCGGUCCUAAAUUUCUUAAUUCAAGUGUUGGUUUUGGAGGGUCUUGCUUCCAGAAGGACAUUCUUAAUUUGGUCUAUAUCUGUGAAUGCAAUGGCCUGAUUGAAGUUGCAAACUAUUGGAAACAAGUCGUUAAGGUGAAUGACUACCAAAAGAGCAGAUUUGUCAAUAGGGUUGUCUCAUCCAUGUUCAAUACAGUUUCUGGGAAGAAAAUUGCGAUUCUGGGGUUCGCCUUCAAGAAGGAUACUGGUGACACAAGGGAAACUCCGGCCAUCGAUGUGUGCAAGGGGCUUUUGGGCGAUAAGGCAAAGCUGAGCAUUUAUGAUCCCCAGGUCACCAAGGAUCAGAUCGAGCGGGAUCUCUCGAUGAGCAAGUUCGAAUGGGACCACCCGGUUCAGCUUCAGCCGACAGUCCCUGCCGCCGGUGACCUGAUCUGGGAUGUCUCUGCAGAUGCUUAUGAGGCAGUCAAGGAUGCACAUGGGCUUUGCAUUCUUACUGAAUGGGAUGAGUUCAGGAAGCUUGAUUAUCAGAAGAUCUUUAACAGUAUGCAGAAACCGGCAUUUGUAUUUGAUGGCCGUAACGUCGUGGAUGCUGCGAAGUUGAGAGAAAUCGGGUUUAUUGUGUACGCAAUUGGGAAGCCGCUGGAUCCAUGGCUUAAGGACAUGCCUGCUGUUGUCGCAUGAGUCUUGGAGCAUUUUAAGGCUGCCAUUCGAUUCUUUUAAUGUUUUCCUGGAGAAUUUCAUGUUCUUUAUGUUCGAUCAUAUAGGCCGAAGAAAAAUCAUUUUGAUUUCUAGUUAAUUCACCAUACUUGUAAUGCUUUUGCUGCUUUCAAUUUGAAUAAAUGGGAGAAAUUUGACGACCAGUCGUCUCUUCUAGCUUA
This is a messenger RNA of Eucalyptus grandis, 2225 nucleotides long. Its product is annotated as UDP-glucose 6-dehydrogenase 1. Gene Ontology annotation, molecular function: UDP-glucose 6-dehydrogenase activity; NAD binding. Lineage: Eukaryota; Viridiplantae; Streptophyta; Magnoliopsida; Myrtales; Myrtaceae. Gene Ontology annotation, biological process: glycosaminoglycan biosynthetic process. The transcript has 3 exons. Gene Ontology annotation, cellular component: cytosol; nucleus. The record is from RefSeq and is a predicted model, not a curated record. The coding region runs from base 580 to 2028 and encodes 482 amino acids.